Mytilus californianus (California mussel) is the source of this 1998-nucleotide messenger RNA. RefSeq lists its product as uncharacterized. The record is from RefSeq and is a predicted model, not a curated record. The transcript is spliced from 4 exons. Bases 109 to 672 code for a protein of 187 amino acids. Lineage: Eukaryota; Metazoa; Mollusca; Bivalvia; Mytilida; Mytilidae.
ACCAAGGUAAGUAUUUCGAAACGGACUGAGUUUAAAAAGGAUGCAAUCUAUUAAAUCGUACACAAACGCAGGUCUAGUCGGAUUAGUAAACAUAAAAUUAAAGAAAUCAUGGGAUUCGAUGAAGAAGCAGUCGCACGCAAAAGACAAGGAUUACAGUUCCAAAAAAUCAUUUCGCUUAUUCAGUGUGGUGUAUCUCCGAUUCUGAUUAUUAUAGGAAUAGUCAUUCUAGCAACACAGGAUGGUGCAAGCUAUCCUAUAAUUGGUGCUUCACCUAUCUAUAUCGGAGUCUAUGGAAUUGUUAUUGGAUGCAUGGGAAUUAUAGCCAACUCCAUGGCUACAGAAUCUAUAACAACACAGGAAGAGACAGCUAAGCAAAGAACACUGUGGAAAGUUUUUUUUGGAUUGACUUGUGCUUCGUUUGGUAUACUGACGUAUCCUACAAUUGAAAAUAUUAGAGGCGCUACCAGUUGCGGUGGACACAAGAAGGAAUGUGGACAUUCACAUCAAGACACUUUGAUGGCGUUGUUUAUUGUGGCUGCCAUUCUGAUACAAGUGAUCAAUUUUUGCAACAUCAUUUUGUUAUCUACCUGGCGCAAAUUUCACGGAAAAACAUCGCACUGUCAAGGUCCAUGUGUUACAGCUACAAGUAAAACUUCUCCAAAAUAUACAUAGGGUAUGGACACAUACAUAUGAUACAAUUUGUAUUUUUAUUUCUCUUGUAUGGAGCAAAGAAAUGCGUCCGUUUUAUUCUCUUCACAAACAUCUAGAGCAAGGAUAAACACUCAAACUUUGAGCAUGUUGAGCGGGGGAGUACACCACUUAUAGAUUUAUGUUAUAUUAUGAAUUAUCGAUUAGCUAUCAUAAUUUUUAAUUAAAAAUUAAUAUAAUUAUUUGUUGUUGUGACACAUACGUAAUAGUUAGCUUCUCUUGACACUGUAAACUAAUGAAUGGUCUUUAUUUCUCCAGUAUAGAAAAAGAUAACAUUGUAUUGAACAUAUUCAAUAACAUCAAUAUUUCUGGAAAAUGUUAUUAUAGUUUUGUAUGACCUUUAUCAGUCAAGUUAAUAGUAUAGACUGUUAAGACUCAAAGUCCUGUUGAAAAUCAAAAAAACAAUCUUAAAAAUAACAACCCACAGGCACCCAGUUCCAUAUCAAAGCAGAGAUGUGUGGAAUAUAACAAUCUGUGUUAUUUCAGAUUAUUUAGAACUUAAAUUUUCUAGUGAACUUGAAAACACAAAAAAAAAACACCCAUUCUUCAUGGUGUUGUUCUCUGAAUUACUAUUUACUUGUAAAUAGGUUAAAAAAAGGUUUCAAUUAACUGAAAUCUGAUAAGUCUGGUGGUCCUUAUUUAAUAUUGAAUGAGUGUUUUUAAUAUUGUGCCUCUUCUAUGGUUCUUGUUAUUGUAAAACUUUUUAAUAAACUAUUACAAAGUUUGAAAUUUCCAAAAGUAUGGAAUCUUUCAUAUGAUUCUUUGAUUUUUAAACGAUUGUAAUAACCAAGUAGAGAGGUAUAUGUGUUUCAAGUUGCUUAUUUAAAUUAUUUAUUUUUUCUGCUGCAAAACAGAUUGAACAUAUUCAUAGAGUCAAACGAUUUACUGGGUGUCAAUCAAGGUGGUUCAAGAGAAGGAUAUAUUACAAGUGACCACAUGUUCAUUCUUAAAACUUUACAGCUUGAAACAUGGAAGUGCUUCUCAUUAUACUUCCAAUAUUUUUGUGUUUUAUUUGCUUAGCUUUUUGUACUUUGUGACUGCUGUGCUUUAGUGUUUUAUGUUGGUGCUUUAAUGUUGCUUUGAGUUUAGUGCUCAUGCAUGUAUAUAAUGUGUAGUAUUUAAAUUAGUCCAGCCUUGCCUAACUCUGCAUGACAUAUAUGUGCUGUCUUUUAUGCUUUGAUAUUAGUAUUGUCUAUUGUGUAAAUGUAUGUAUUUGUCGGUUAUAAACGACCAAAGAGCUUAUGUUAUUGUUUUGUGACAUGCCGACUUUGAAUAAAGCUUUUGAUUUGA